AUGAAAAAGAAGAGGCAGAAGGUGGGUAUUAUGAGAGGAACAACCAUUGUGUGAUUCUCCUCUUCUCUUUCGUCGUUCAUCAAAACGCACCGAUUGGUUGCGUUUUGAAACCACUGCAACUUCCCAUGAAUAGCGCAGCGCAUUUCACCGGAGUCUCGCCGACGAAGGACGACGUCGAAUGGGAGAUGCGUCCCGGCGGUAUGCUCGUACAGAGACGCGAAGCAGGUGACGAUGAUUACGUCGAUGGACAGAUGAUCAACAUCAGUGUAGCUCAUGGUUCUUCUCACCACGAAGUUUUCCUUCCAGCUCAAUCUACUUUCUGGGAUGUUAAGGAAAUGCUUGCACACGAAACUGGUUUAAAGCCCGAACAGCAAAGACUCUUAUUUAAAGGAAAAGAAAAGGAGAAUGAAGAAUAUUUGCACAUGGAAGGUGUGAAGGACAAGUCAAAGCUUUUGCUUUUGGAGGAUGCUGCUAGCAAAGAGAGUUAUCUUGAAGAAGUUAGAAAACACAAUGAAAUGUUAAAAGCUUUUGAAGCUGUUGCUGCUGUCAGAUCAGAGGUGGACAAGCUUUGUGAGAGGGUGUCGGCAUUGGAGGUGGCUGUGGAUGGAGGGACCAUGGUAUCUGACAAAGAGUUUGUUGUGUCCACAGAGUUGCUUAUGAGGCAAUUGCUGAAGCUGGAUGGUAUUAAGGCUGAAGGUGAAGCGAAGUUGCAGAGAAAAGCUGAGGUGCGUCGUGUGCAGAACGCCGUGGAUACAUUAGAUUCCCUGAAGGCAAGAAACUCCAAACCUUUUAGCAACAUUGGUAAGUCAGUCUUGUAACAAGACCUUUUGAAGCUUGAAUGCUUCAACCUUGUCAUCUUCUCCAAAUGUAAUUCAAAAUUGGGAGUGGUUUGAUUAGCUCAGAAAUUAUUGUGUGACAUUAAAUUACAAAGCACUUACAAUAUAUAUUUUUGGACCUUGAUUCUUCAUUUAAGGUCCAAUUUUAAACA
Molecule: messenger RNA, 988 nt
Organism: Lathyrus oleraceus (garden pea)
Lineage: Eukaryota; Viridiplantae; Streptophyta; Magnoliopsida; Fabales; Fabaceae
Product: BAG family molecular chaperone regulator 4
Exons: 4
Coding region: 126-818 (230 amino acids)
Biological process (GO): protein stabilization
Cellular component (GO): cytoplasm
Molecular function (GO): adenyl-nucleotide exchange factor activity; protein-folding chaperone binding
Source: RefSeq, a predicted model, not a curated record